GUUUUGGAGAAUCAUGUUAACUCUAGUUUACGUUUAACAGACCGGUGAGCAUUGCAGUGCUCUGGUGGUCUACUAUGGAUAGUCUUACUGCCUACCUGGGCACCUCAAUACCAAAACCCUAGAUUUCUAUUUGUCACUGCUUUGGGAGUAAACGCUGCGUACCAGAUCUCUAUCACAAGCGAUCGUUUGUUCCUUAAGCAAUGGGGCUGAUUAUGCAUGCAGGGUCAAACAACAAGAACGUUUACAAGACAUUAAUUGUGGCAGAAUAUGUUGGUGUUGAGAUCAAAAUGGCUGAAAACUUUCAGAUGGGUGUGUCAAAUAAAACUCCUGAAUUUCUUAAAAUGAACCCUAUUGGAAAGGUCCCUGUUCUUGAGACUCCUGAGGGCCCUAUAUUUGAGAGUAAUGCAAUUGCUCGAUAUGUUGCUCGUUUGAAACCUGGAAAUUCUCUUUUUGGUUCUUCCCCAAUAGAAUAUGGCCAAAUUGAACAGUGGAUCGAGUUUUCUACAUUGGAGCUUGAUGCAAAUAUGAGGGGAUGGGCCUUGCCAAUAUUUGAACAUGCCACCUACAUCAAAUCUGCUGAAGAGAGAUAUAUUGCUGCUGUGAAGAGAGGUCUCGGUGCUUUAAACACACAUCUUGCUUCACAUACAUUCUUGGUUGGUGAUUGUGUUACUUUGGCUGACAUCAUCAUGACAUGCAACUUUGCGAUGUGUUUUAAAUAUUUGUUUACAAAAAGUUUCACAUCUGAGUUUCCUCAUGUUGAGAGGUAUUUCUGGACCAUGGUUAAUCAACCAAAUGUCAGUAAGAUACUUGGAGAAAUCAAACAAGCAGAAGUUCUUCCUCCCAUUCCUUCAGCCAAGAAACCAGAAACCAAACCAAAAUCCGAGCCUAAAAAGGAAGUCAAGAAAGAACAAACCCCCAUGCCCAAGCCUGAAUCCGAAGCUGCCAUAGAGGAGGAAGAGGCACCCAAGCCUAAGGCAAAGAAUCCUCUUGAUUUAUUGCCUCCAAGUCCAAUGGUUUUGGAUGACUGGAAAAGGCUUUACUCUAACACCAAAACUAACUUCCGUGAGGUUGCAAUCAAAGGUUUUUGGGAUAUGUAUGAUCCAGAGGGAUACUCUCUGUGGUUUUGCAACUACAAGUACAAUGAUGAGAACACUGUCUCAUUUGUGACAAUGAAUAAGGUUGGUGGAUUCCUUCAGCGAAUGGAUCUUGCAAGGAAAUAUGCUUUUGGAAAGAUGUUGAUUAUUGGAAACGAGCCUCCAUUCAAGGUCAAGGGUUUGUGGCUUUUCCGUGGGACUGAAAUCCCAAAAUUUGUGAUGGAUGAGUGUUAUGACAUGGAGCUUUACGAGUGGACCAAGGUUGACCUUUCUGACGAGGCACAAAAGGAGCGUGUGAAUCAGAUGAUUGAAGAUUUUGAGCCUUUUGAGGGUGAAACUCUCUUGGACACCAAGUGCUUCAAAUGAAGGGAAAGUGUUGAUAGACAGAUACCUAUCUUGAUCCAUCUGGUAUUGUUUGUGUAAAACAAAGACCAUAAUAUAGUGAUAUGCAAAGUUCAAGGUGUCCCACAAGCAUGUUUGGCAAUUUUUACGACUACAAAAGAUGUGCUAUAUUGUAAUAUCGAUAUAGUAAGCAAAAUGUGAAAUGAAAAGCAACUAGCAACCCAUUUAAUGCUAUGCAUUUCAAGUAAGAAAGCAAAAGGUGAAUGUAAAGCAAGACAUUUUGUUGUAGCCCUAAAAAUACUUUGACGUUAAUGUUACCAAGUGUAGCAUGUGUAAUAUAUAUUAGUCUAUGCGAUUGA
Molecule: messenger RNA, 1795 nt
Organism: Lactuca sativa (garden lettuce)
Lineage: Eukaryota; Viridiplantae; Streptophyta; Magnoliopsida; Asterales; Asteraceae
Product: elongation factor 1-gamma
Biological process (GO): translational elongation
Molecular function (GO): glutathione transferase activity; translation elongation factor activity
Source: RefSeq, a predicted model, not a curated record